This is a messenger RNA of Callorhinchus milii (elephant shark), 1413 nucleotides long. Its product is annotated as antigen WC1.1-like. The coding region runs from base 1 to 1413 and encodes 470 amino acids. The record is from RefSeq and is a predicted model, not a curated record. Gene Ontology annotation, cellular component: membrane. Lineage: Eukaryota; Metazoa; Chordata; Chondrichthyes; Chimaeriformes; Callorhinchidae. The transcript is spliced from 7 exons.
AUGGACCGUGGGAGUUCGUGUGCUGGGAGAGUGGAGAUUUACUACAAUGAAACCUGGGGGACGGUGUGUGAUGACUCCUGGGGAUCACGUGAGGCGGAUGUUGUUUGUAAACAGCUCGGAUGUGGAUCUGCAGUUGAUGCAAUAUCUGCUGCCCCUUGUGGGAGCGCCUCAGGACAAGUUUGGUUGGAUGAGGUGAGAUGCUCAGGAAAGGAAUCAGCUCUCUCGGAAUGUGCCUCGUCUGAAUGGGGGCAGCAUGACUGUGGUCAUAAAGAAGAUGUGAGCAUUGUGUGUUCAGAGCACAAGAUGCUGCGGCUGGUCAAUGGACAACACUCCUGUGAGGGGAGAGUGGAAGUGUUUUACAAUGAGACCUGGGGCACAGUCUGCUCGGACGUCAUGGGAAUUGAAUUGAUGGGACUCGAGGCUGCUGAGGUGAUCUGCAAACAGUUAGAUUGUGGCCGAGCUCUGGAAGUUGAUGAUGCUGGUAAAUUUGGCGAAGGAUCUGGACCUAUUUGGUUGGAUGACAUAGCGUGUAACUCAAAUGAAUCCUUCUUGUGGCAGUGUUCGUCGCCACCUUGGGGUGAACAUAACUGUGAUCAUCGGGAAGAUGUGGGUGUAAUUUGUUCAGGACAGGUGUUGCGGUUGGUUGGAGGAAGCAGCGAUUGCUCGGGGAGGGUUGAGAUACUGAGCAAUAACACGUGGGGGACGGUGUGUGACGACUCCUGGGAUAUCCGAGAGGCCAGUGUGGUGUGCGGACAGCUGGACUGCGGCCCGGCCCUGCGGGCUGUGGGACAGGCGGGGUUCGGACAAGGCGCUGGUCAGAUAUGGCUGGACGAGCUUCACUGCAGAGGAAGCGAAUCCUUUCUGUGGGAUUGUGUCUCCGCAUCCGCGGGUCGCAGCGACUGCGUUCACAAAGAAGACGCCGGUGUGGUUUGCUCCGUCCAGCUGAUCAACAUACCUUUCGUGGUCUGCAUCGUCCUUGGAAUCCUGUUAGCGGUGGUACUCUUUGCACUGAUUGUACGGAUGGACAGUAAUUCUUCAGGAAGAGACGAAAAGUAUCCGUCUGUUCGUUUGUAUCAAGCAGUUUAUGAAGAAAUUGAGGAACGGCCGAUCAGAAGAAGAAAGUUUGAGUCUGGCUCCUCUGGAUCCAACGAUUCUAUCAGUAAACUGGAGUACUACACUGGGGAGAGUGUGAAUGGAUCUGAUGCAGAACAAGAAAACGCUGAGGUGUAUCUUCCGAAUGGCGAUGAUCAUCUUCAGGAAGAUUACGACGACGCUGAGAGGGGAUCCUUCCAGAUGGCGGAAAGUGGCCUCCUCCUGGUCACUGACACACACCCUGAUGUCCCCGCACUGACCAGUCACACUGUCCCGGAAGCCUCGCUCUGUCAGGGUAACAGCCGAACUGUCAUGUCUUAA